CCUGAAGCAGCAGCGCCCGGGAGAUCGGGCGUCCGUACGGGGGCGGACCAGGGCCAAGCCCGGCCGGCGGGGAAGCUGGAGGCCUGGGGGCGGGAGCUUCUGCUCCCGGGGCGCAGGCCUGUGUGCGUGGCCUUGGGCAAGACAUUUCGCCCUUCUCGUGCAGCACACUCUGCCGCACACGCUGCUCUUGCCCCCCUGGCCCCGGACCCUUGCUCGGGGGCCCGCAGUGCCCCCCGCUCCGGAGACGUUUAGGGCAGCGCUGCCGCCAGCCUGACCGGACGCGGCCCUCCGAGUCAAACGCUGGCUCCCUGAAAAUACCGUCGAAACAGCCUGUAGCUAAGACAAAACUGAGUCCGAUGCUUCCUUCUCUUGUUCGGGGAGAGCACUGUCUGAAAGGGUAGUUAGUCGAGAGGAGGUAGAGGGGCAGAGUUGGGGUGUUGAGGUUUGGGGCCAGGCUGAAGGGGGGCUUUUGGAUGCAAGAUUUUUUAAUUAGGGUUGGGUGAGGAUCGGGUCACAUAGUUCAGGGUGUGUGGUCCCGGUGACGUGAGGAUUUCCUGAGCCUUGGAGCUUCAACUGUUGCUUAAUGCUACCUGUCAAAAGUUGGGGCGGUUUUCAGUGGAUUUUUGUGAAGUCGGAGAGUAAGGUUCUUGACACCUUUUGUUUUCCUGGGCAGGUGUUUCCUGACAUCAUACAAUAAUACAGUCAGGUUGUUUUGCCUCAGCCAUUAUGAGUCACAGCCUCCUGUUGUUUGCACCCACAGAAACCCUGUAUGUGGUUUGGUUGUGUGUAAAAUGGGGAUCAUAUUGCAGGGGGAUGGGGAGGAGCUGGGCACGCCCUGAGAAAACCAGGGUCUCAGCCUCUGGUAGCCCAGCAGGGCUUAUAAAAACGUCUGAGUCCUGAAAAACAAUCCUUAUCUCAAAUAGGAAAAGGGAGCUCCAAAUUGAAAUGAAUAGGUGGUUAUUUAUAUGUAUAUCAAUAAACAAUAGACUAGAUUUAUUAUUAAUACGUUAUUACUGUCCACAGCCAACUGCUACUCAAAGCACAUAGUUAGGGGUGGUUGCAUUUACCCUGUAGAGAGAUGUGCACGUUCAUGUGAUUUGUGCCGUGUGGUCAGGGGUUCACAGCUAAGAAUGCUCCAGGCUUCUCAAGAUGUUAAAACAUCCCUGGGGCAUUUGGCUCCUGGUCUUGGUACGUCCCUGCUCCGGUGUGUGAGCUCAUUUCCUCAUCUGUACAGUGGGGAAGACUGUGCUUUGGGCAGAAUAAGGAGGAAGUGAGGCCAUAUGUUAGCCAGCAGUUGUUGGAACUGAAGUCCACAGGAUUCUAGAGCAGCGUUUGCCCUCACCGGCAUGGGCUGCCCUGCACUUUGUGGGUCUAGAACAGACGGAGGGCCCAUAGGAAGCAAGCUGGGAAGGAAUGGGAGUGUUAACCAGUUUGGAAGAAAGCAGGAGAAUGGAGGUGAUAUUGACCAUUCUCCCAGCUCAACCUAGUUCCAUCCAUUUCCUGCACUGCUCCCCACCCCACCCACCAGGACAGGUGCAGGGACAACAUUAAACAUAUAUAACAACCAGUUUGAAACCAUGAAAACAGGCUUGUGGCAGAGGCUUGGAGCCCCCCACCCCCGUCUCAACAGGAAGCCGACAGCCGUGCUGGCCCCUUGAGUCACCACUGUGGGAGGCCACGGAGAGCCCACUCAUCGCGGGGUCCUGUGACAAAGGAAGGUAUGCCACCACCUUGACUGCGACCCUCACCAGGCCCGACAGUAGUCAGCUGCCGCUGUUUUCAGACGGACUCCAGGGGAGUCAGAAAAUUCUGCCAGGACGGGACAUCGGAUCGGAGUCCCAUCAGUCGAGGGAGGGGAACCUCGCCUGGCUGACAGUCCACUCCCAUCGGUCUCACCCCCGCCAGCAGUCGGUCCGCCCCCACCAGGGACACCUGAACCAGUAGGAAGGUGCCGUAGGUCCACGGCUCAAGGUCCAAGGCCCCAGUGGCAAUGCAGAUGCCGUUGCAGGAGACGGGUCCGCAGAGAAUAGGCCCCGAUGGGACCCUUUCUGCUACCAACGGUUCUCCACUACUGACCUCCUCGCCGGGAAACACCACACUCGCCCAACUCUGAGAGGCCGCAGGCGAUGAUCUUCUAGAGUCCAUAUUCCAGUCUCAGCGCCCUGCCUGGGUCAACGGUAAGCAGCUUCUGCGUCCCCUUUUCAACACAGAAGAGCACCGACGAAUUGUCACCGAAGCCAGAAGAUGGCUCCCGACUCAAGCACCAGAUGGACAACUAGACGUUGAGGCCUAGGCACGGGAGGCUGUGCCCGAAGAGGAACACAGAAGUGGGAAGGGCCAGACUAGAAAGAUACCGACUAGCCUCCCUCCAAGGGGUAAAAGCAGAGGCCAGACAGCCUACCAACGUGGCAAAAGUAUCUGAGGUGUGUCAAAAGCCGGAAGAGAGUCCGGCUGACUUCUGUGAAAAUUACGUGAAGCCUUCAGAGUUUACACUCCGUCGACCCAGAAGCCCUCAAAAACCAGCACAUGGUCACUGCUAUGGAUAGCCCCAUAGUGACAUUAGACAGAAGCUCCAAAAAUUGGAGGGAUUUGGUGGAAAGAACGCCACCGAACUAUUGGAAAUCGCCAACAAGGUUUUUGUAAAUUGGGGCCAAGCUGCCAGAAAGGAGGCGGACAGCAGAGUGAAACAAAAGGCAGCUCUCCUGGCCGCGGCCUUGGGGCGACCAUCCCCUGUGGAAGGGCACGGAAACCACAAGGGGCUCAAGAACAAAAACGAAGGGCGCCGCUGGGAUGGGGUCAACAUGUCUACUGCAAGGAAUGUGGACCCUGGAAAAAUGAAUGGCCCAGCCGCCCAAGAGGGAAACCAAAAGCUUCUACUCCGCCGAGAUGCUACCAACCAGAACCACCCGAGGCCGACCUGAUCGGUAUCCAGCUGGGCCCCCAUGAGCCCAUGGUCAAAAUGAAGGGGGGGGGGGGCAGACAAUAGACUUCAUGGUCGACACAGGGGCCGAACGCUCUGCGGUGACACACAGGGUGGCACCUCUGUCGGGUCGAGAAGUCACCAUCGUAGGAGCCACUGGGAUGCAAACCUGAAGGCCAUUUUGCCGUCCCUGACAGUGACCUGGGAGGUCACCAAGUAGUUCACGAAUUCCUGUAUCUACCUGACUGCGCACUGUCACUGUUAGGUAGAGACCUCCUAGACAAGAUGGGCGCACAAAUAGCCUUCACCUUGGAUGCACGGACACAACAGCACCUAAAUGAAAAGGCCCAACCCAUGGUUUUGUCCCUGACGAUUCCACGGGAAGAGGAAUGGAGAUUAUAUACUUCCCCUCCCGGGGAGCCAACUGUGGCCCCCGAGCUAGAAGCUGAAUCCCCUUCAGUUUGGGCAGAAGGAACCCCCCUCUCAUCUGCAAAAAACCACCCUCCCCAAUAUUAAUUGACCUAAAGCCUGGGGCCCAGCCUGUCAAAAUAUGCCCAUACGUGAUCUCCUGGGAGGCUCACCUGGGGAUCCAGACACUCUUGGACAGGCUACUCAAAUGGGGACUGGCAAAACGAUGCCAGUCCCCGUGGAAUACGCCCCUGCUGCCCGUGAAAAAGCCUGGGACAGAUGAUCACCGCCCUGUGCAGGACCUAAGAGCCGUAAAUGGAGCAGUCGUCAGGCUGCAUUCAGCAUUGCCCAACCCGUAUGCUCUGCUAGGACUCAUACCCUCUGAGGCAGGAUGUUUCACGUGUCUAGAUUUAAAGGACACCUUCUUCUGUCUCCAGCUAGCGCCUAAUAGCCAACCCCUAUUUGCCUUUGGAUGGGAAAACCCUACCACAGGAGCAAACGAACAAUUUGCUUGGACUAGACUGCCGCAAGGAUUAAAAAAUCCACCAGCCUUAUUCAGUGGGGCACUGGCAUCUGACUUAGCCAGGUUCCUGGGACGGGACCUAGGAUGUGUCCUCCUCCAGUACGUGGACAAUCUCCUGCCAGCCAGUCCCAGGCGGACCCAGUGCUGAGAGGGAACCAGGGCCCCACUCAGGCCGCUAGCAGAGGUGGGAUACCGGGUGUCCAAGAAAAAGGCACACAUUUGCCCGUAGGAAGUUAAAUAUUUGGGCUUCAAAAUUACUCAAGGCAAAUGGAUGCUGCGAGCGGAAAGGAAACAGGCAGUCUGUGCCAUCUGGUUCCCACUCCUUGCUAGCAGGUCCAAGAGUUCCUGGGAGCAGCAGGAUUCUGUUGGAUAUGGAUCCCAGGGUUCUCGGAGUUGGCCGGACCUCUCUAUGAGGCACCAAAGGGGGAAGAAAGGGCACCCCUUCUGGGGACCUCAUCAAGAAAAGGUAUUUCAAAACCAUAAAAACAAAACUCGCAGAGGCCCCGGCCCUAGGACUUCCAGAUGUAUCAUGAGAUUUCAGUCUGUUCGUACGUGAAAGCAGUGGGGUGGCCCUGGGGGUUCUUGCCCAGGACUUUGGAGCUUGACAAAGACCAGUGGCAUAUCUUUCAAAGCAGAUUAACUCAGCUGUGGGAGGACGGCCACCCUGUCUGAGGGCCCUGACAGCCACCGCACUUGUGAUCAAGGAAGCAGGCACACUCGUGUUGGGGCAAGACCUAAGCUCUGAGGUUCCCCGUGCUGUUAUUACCGUGAUAGAUGCCGGAGGGCAACACUGGCUAACACGUGCUCGGAUGACAGUAUCAGGGACCGCUGUGUGGUCCCACGAAUCAGAUCGGAAGCCGUAGAAACUAAACCCUGCCACUUUCUUGCCUGCAGCGGCAGGGCCCCCAGAGCAUGAUUGUCUAGGGGUCCUUGAUGGAGUCUUUUCCAGCCGACCUGACCUAUCAGACAGAGCCUUACAAAAUCCUAAUCUCACCCUGUACACCGACGGCAGCAGCUUCAUGGACGCAGAUUAUGCAGGAGUCUCUGAUUUCGAGGUCACAGAAGCAGAGGCCCUUCCACAAGGACGACCAGCUCAAAGAGCAGAACCGUGGGCCCUAAUGAGAGCACUAGAACUCAGGAAGGACAGACAGGCCAACAGACACGCUGACUUGCGCCAUGCCCUUGCCACUCUACCUGCACGUGGGGCCCUACACAAGGAGAACGGACUUUUGACCACAGGAGGGAAAGAAAGAAAAAAUUGGGAAGAAAUCCUAAAACUACUGAGGGCAGUCUGGGAACCGAGGGAGGUAGCAGUCAUCCACUGCAGGGGACACCAAAGGGGAAAGGACUCUGUGUCGGAAGGUAACUGACGGGCGGACGCCGCAGCUAAACAAGCAGCGGGAGAAUGAACGGCACCCUCGAAAAUCACGCUGGCCCCGGAGCUGCCGGCUUCCCUAAGGUACACGAUCCAAGAGACAAAAUGGGCACAGCAGGAAACAGGAGGCCAGACGGAAGGGUGGUGGGUACUUGCGGACCAAAGAGUCUGUGUGCUGGAGCCGCUAGCCCGCCAGGUGGUUCCCCAGCAGCCUGAGCUCCCCCACCUGGGAAGAACCGCCCUUAAAACCUUAUCGGGCUGUUACUAUGUAAUCGCUCGGCUCCCGUCCUUCUGUGCCUCGGUCUCUCAACGCUGCCUCCUCUGUGCUCAAAAUAACACCAGACAGGGCCCCACUGGACCCGUGGGAAUCCACUGCUGCGGUCAGGCACCCUUCAAAGAUUUGGAGGUAGGCUUUACCGAAAUGAGAACCGGCGGAGGAUACGAAUUUCUUCUAUUCAUCUGCACGUUUCCGGGCUGGGCGGAGGCCUACCCCACACGCACCGAAAAGGCAAGAGUAGUAACCAAGGCCUUGCUAAGGGAUAUCAUCCCCAGAUGUGGAAUGCCGUGAACCAUGGGCUCAGACAGGGGCCCGGCUUUUGUGGCCGAGGUGAUGCCUAAAGUAUCCCUGGGCAUCCGAUAGAAUUUACACGCAGCCUACCAGCCCGAGUUCAGAGAAAGUGGAACGUAUGGAACCAGAGCCUUAAAUCAGCCAUGGCAAAACUGCGUCAGGAAACUAAUUUGCCAGACGUACGACCUCUAUCUAGCUCUUCUCCAAAUACGCUGUACACCCCGGGCAAAAAUCGGAUCCUCCCCAUUCGAUGUCCUCUCUGGAAGAUCCCCUCCACUAGUCAAAUUCAAGUCAAAUUCAAGGGGGACCUGACAGAACUAGGGAAACAAGAAUUAAGGAAAACUAUUUGGGAUACAUACAUGGUGACGGACAGGAUACCUAUUUCCCGUGGAAUAGCUGUACAUCCCACAAACCUGGGGAUCCGGUUUGGAGUAAAGAUAAGAAAAGGAAGCCACUCAAACCUACCUGGAAGGAACCCUGUUUCGUUGUGCUAACCACGCCCACGGCCCUCAAGGUCGCAGGACUAACUGCCUGGAUCCACCAUUCUCGAGUAAAGGCGGCCCGCCCGUCGCCUGACAACCACUUGGGAUGGAAAGGAACUUCGCGAACCAGAACAGUCCUCUACAGACCACCCUUAAGAGCACAGCGCCGAUAAGCGGCCUGCAGCCGACCCCUGAGGGCUCUGUGCUCCGUGUUCAACGUGAGACUUGAACUCGGGACCGAGAUCAAGAGUCGCACGCUCUACAGACUGAGCCAGCCAGGCGCCCCAAACAUGCUAUUUUAAAGCGUCCCCAGCGUGCGGGCAGGGGCGGUCUCCGGUCUGCUCGCCGCUGUGUCUCCAGCACGCCCAGGUGUGAAAUGGCGUUGGUGUGCCACUUCGGGCUGAGCCCCGCCAGCCCCAGCCGCCACUCGUGCGAUGCGUCCGCAGCCCUCUCCGUCCUGCACAGCUCGCUGCAAAUCAUCGGUGGCCCUGCGAUGGUGUGACAGGCACCGGGUGGCAGGUCCCGCCCCACCUGUGACCUACAGCCUGGGGUGGCCAGACCGAGCCACUCACUCACUCGGGGGACUGGUCCAACGGCAUUCCACCUCCCGGGAUAAAACCUGGGGUGACCUGUGGGGAGCUCUGCACACAGCUCUCCCAGCCGCGCCCGCGCCCCCACCGGCCAUGGUGGUUUCCAGAAUUCCCCCGGCCCUGGGUGGAGGCUGUCUCAGGAUCCUAACCCCUCUUCUGCUUCUGGCUUCUGCAGCCUCCCUCCGUGCUGCCAGGAUACCUGCACCCCCAGCUUGUGGGAAGCCCCAGCGGCUGAACAGGAUCGUGGGCGGCGAGGACAGCACUGAUGCCGAGUGGCCCUGGGUCGUGAGCAUCCAGAAGAACGGAACCCACCACUGUGCAGGCUCCCUGCUCACCAGCCGCUGGGUGGUCACUGCUGCCCACUGCUUCAAGGGGUGUGCACGACCGGUCCCCUCCACUCGAUGCCCCAGCAACCUGAACAAGCCGUCCCAAUUCUCUGUGCUGCUGGGGGCCUGGCAGCUGGAGAACCCUGGCCCCAGGUCCCAGCAGGUGGGUAUCGCCUGGGUGCAGUCCCACCCCGUGUAUUCCUGGAAAGAGGGCUCCCGUGCAGACAUCGCCCUGGUGCGUCUGGAGCACGCCAUCCACUUCUCUGAGCGAAUCCUGCCCAUCUGCCUGCCUGACUCCUCCGUCCGUCUCCCUCCGAACACCCGCUGCUGGAUCGCAGGCUGGGGGAGUAUCCGUGAUGGAGUGCCCCUGCCCCACCCCCAGACCCUGCAGAAACUGGAGGUUCCCAUCAUAGACUCAGAAGUCUGCAGCCGCCUCUACUGGCGGGGCGCUGGGCAGGGAGCCAUCACCGAGGACAUGCUGUGUGCUGGCUAUCUGGAGGGGCGGCGGGACGCCUGUCUGGGUGACUCCGGGGGCCCCCUGAUGUGCCAGGUCGAGGGCACCUGGCUGCUGGCGGGCAUCAUCAGCUGGGGCGAGGGCUGUGCCGAGCGCAACCGGCCCGGCGUCUACAUCAGCCUGGCCGCCCACCGCUCCUGGGUGAUGAGAAUCGUGCAAGGGGUGCAGCUCCGCGGGCACUCACAGGGGAGGGGGCCCGCAGGGGAAGGCGCGUCCUCCCCGAGGGGCCCGCGUUAGGGACCCGGGGAGACGCGGCGGCCACGCCGUUGUAAGUAAGCCAUCCGCCUCCGGGGGGCGCCCGCGUGCCGGCACCGAGCGGCCUCGCAGCCCGCCCGCCAGCGCGAGCGCCUCUGUGUGUAUGUAUAUACAUGUUAAUAAUUUUUACAGUUAUUUGUACCCCGCCCUCAUAUCUUAUUUAUUCCUCCAAUUUCAAUAAAUUAUUUAUUCCCCCGUU
Herpailurus yagouaroundi (jaguarundi) is the source of this 8160-nucleotide messenger RNA. Its product is annotated as brain-specific serine protease 4-like. The record is from RefSeq and is a predicted model, not a curated record. The transcript has 11 exons. Gene Ontology annotation, molecular function: serine-type endopeptidase activity. Bases 6711 to 7943 code for a protein of 410 amino acids. Lineage: Eukaryota; Metazoa; Chordata; Mammalia; Carnivora; Felidae. Gene Ontology annotation, biological process: proteolysis.